This is a messenger RNA of Ochotona curzoniae (black-lipped pika), 967 nucleotides long. RefSeq names its product inka box actin regulator 1 (gene INKA1). Bases 72 to 923 code for a protein of 283 amino acids. The transcript is spliced from 2 exons. Gene Ontology annotation, cellular component: nucleus. Gene Ontology annotation, molecular function: protein serine/threonine kinase inhibitor activity; protein kinase binding. The record is from RefSeq and is a predicted model, not a curated record. NCBI's taxonomy places the organism in Eukaryota, Metazoa, Chordata, Mammalia, Lagomorpha, Ochotonidae.
UCUCUGCGCCGCUCCCGCCGGGACUCGAGGAGAAGGGAGCUGGCAGGCCCGGCGGGGGCACCGGCGCGGACAUGCACAGCGCCCGGCUUGACAGCUUUCUGAGCCAGUUACGCUGCGAACUGUUGUGUGGCCGAGAUACUGGCUCACCACCUAUGCCUGGGCCCCUGCAUCCACCUCCCCAAAGUGUCCCCAGCGUGCAGAGUACUGCCCAGCACCUCAAAGCCACAGAUGUCUUGGAAGAAGACUCUAUCUGCUGUGUGGAGGAGGAAGAGGAGGAGGAGGCAGCAGUGACAGAAGAUCGGGGUACAGCCCUUGGGGGCCCCAGAGAGCAUGCCCUGGAUUGGGACUCUGGCUUCUCCGAGGUGUCAGGCAGCACGUGGCGAGAGGAGGAACUGCCAGUACUACGGCGCCGCCCGGCACCCCCACGGCGCCCCCAGAGCCAGCGCCUCUCUGUCAGUGGCCUCCUGUCCGGCAGGGCUCCUGCUGCGGACGCACGGCCUACCUGUCGUCCCCGGCCCAAGUCCACCCCAGACGCCUGCCUGGAGCACUGGCAGGGACUGGAAGCAGAUGAUUGGACCGCAGCCCUGCUCAACAGGGGUCGUAGCCGCCAGCCCCUGGUGUUAGGGGACAAUUGCUUCGCUGACUUGGUUCACAAUUGGAUGGAGCUGCCGGAGGCAGCCAGUGAAGGAGGUGACGGAGGUGAACCCCGGGCCCGUGCUCGCCCCCCCCAGUUCCUGCUUGGCCUCUCCGAGCAGCUACGGCGCCGACUGGCCAGGGCACGCCGGGCGGCCAUGGCAGGAAAACGCCUGUCGUGCCCGCCUCGCCCAGAACCUGAGCUGCCUACGGAUGUGUCCCGUUUCGCAGCACUCAUGAGCUGUCGCAGCCGGCAGCCCAUCAUCUGCAAUGACAUCAGCUACCUCUGACCCUGUUGUACCCCAGAUGGGGACAAUAAAGGCCUUUUUCUAGA